CGCGCGGCAUGUAUAGAGACCUGAAGAUUGUCAGGUAGCGACUUAUGCUCGGUUAGUUUCGGAUUCAAAGCGGCCAUUCGCUCCUCGUUUAGUAAACUGGUCAACUGGAGGUUUGUUGUUACUUUUGAACGGUAACAGAGCGUCUCAGUCCCGCGUGAGCCUCUCCCCCGGCGGCUGGCGCCCUUUGUAGCUCUCCAAACUGAAUGACUGUGUUUGUUGCCAGUUCCUUUGCUCCAGCCGCUGACUCCCAUGGCUCCAGGAACUGUCUGAUUCUGGAUCUGUCAGACAGGAAUAAGAUAGGGAGAGAUGAGCUGGGCUGAAGAGGACUGGACGGUGGGGCUGUCUGGACGCGUCCUGCAGAAGGUGAAAGAGCUGCAGGUCCAGCAGGAGCGUCUGUCCAGAGAGAACAAGCAGAAACAACUGCAGCUGGACAACAUCAACACUAGCCUUGAAAAACAAACUGUGAAGUAUGAGGAAGUACGGGGGGAGCUCCAGUCUGUGCACAGGGAGCUGCAGAGUGUUCGAGAUGAGGCCAAGGUGGCAGCGACCAGCAGUCAGCGCCUGUCCCAGGAGCUUCAGACCAAGCAGGCCCAAGUAUGUUCCUUGGAGGGCCAGCUGGAUGCUUCACGCUCCAUCAACAACAAACUCACGCAGGAAGUCAAAAGGCUGGAGACAGAGCUCGAGAAGCUGCAGAACAGCAGCAGGUCGGCAGACACACCUCUCUUCUCGACACCCUGCUGGAAUACAACCUCACCCUGGGAAAACAAUGGGAGCAGAAAGGAGGACCGGCUGGGGCAGAGAGAUGAAGGACAGAGCGGGGCGCUCCACAUCCGACAGCGUCUCCAGUUCUCAGACAUGCCUACGGCCUCGUUGCCACGACAGCAACACAAGAGCACGCCCCAUCGCCACCCGUCUGACCAAUCAGAGUCCUUCUCUACUCCCAUGGCUGCGUUUCCGUGGGAACGGGAUGACUCGAGGUCAGCAGCCAGGAGACGAUCACCAACUUCUCCCCAGACGCCCUUCGUUGACCUCACUCAAGCCCAUUCAGAACAGGGGGUUUGUGGGAAGGAAAAGAACCAAACACAAACAGACACAUCUUUGUUAGAAAUGCGGAGUCGUGUGUCUUCUCUGGAGGAGGAGCUGCGUGUGAAGGCCGAGAAGUUGAAGUCAACACAGAACGAAAUGGUGCAGAACAAGAAGGAGGUCGCCAGCAGGGACCUCAGUCUGCAGAGAGCCCGCAACGAGCUCAGCCUGGCACAUACACGUAUGGCCCAGGAGAGCGAAAAGGCAUCGCAAGCAGAACAGAGGCUGAAGCAGCUUCAGGAGGAGCUGAAGUGUCAGAGGCAGAACGCAGAGAGUAGCCGACUGCAACACCAGCAACGCACCAAGGAGCUGGAGAAACAAAAUCAGAGGGAUUUGUUGGAGCUUCAGAAGGAGAGACAGUGUCUAGAGAGGCAACAUCAGCAAGAGGUGAAUAAGCUCAACCAGGAGCUCCAACAGGCCAGGACACUCCACAAUGCCCUGCAGGCCCAGGCUGACAAGCUGUCUCUACAGAAGCAGGCGUUGGAUAAAGAAGUGGAGACUCUGAAAGAGAAACUGAAGUGGACUGAGGGACAGCUGCAGGAGAGCCAGAAGAAAGAGGCACAGACACAAGCCAAACUGACGGAAGCGGUGCAUGAGGCAGAGGGUGUGGCAGUGAGACUGGAGCAAAGCAGGAAGAGAGAGCAAGCUCUGGAGGAGGAGGGGAGGAGACUGGCAGAGGAGCGAGCUGACGCCCUUCAAUUCCUUAAAGAACUGCAAGAGCAAAAAGCCGCUCCAGUACCUCUACAACCGGUCCAGUAUUGCUCUGGUGGACAGAGCUUCUCUCCUCAACCUUCCUUCUCUCAUCAGUCUCGAUCGUCACCUUACACAAAGAGGUCUGCCACCAGCCGAGCUGAGCAGAGGCGGGAUAAGGGACCAGAUGAGGAGUACUCUGAGUGUUUGCAAAGAGGACAACAUAGAAGAGGAAGCGAUGAUGAGGAGAACAAGAGUAGAAAUCAGCCGAUGGAGUGUGACACCUCUUGGACCAACAGGCCUUCCUCAUUUGAUGAAGUACUCUGCAGAUCCUCUCAGUCCGCUUCUGUUACACCCACCAUGACUUCCAUGGAUGAUGAUAACUGCGUUUCAAUAGACUCCGCUGAUAAGACACCGCCUCUCAAGGCUGAGCAGGCCACACCUUCUAAAGACCUCCAGAGGGAGAAUGCCAUGCUACGUUCAGAGCUACAUGAUGUGCAGGAAGAACUCCAGAAACGACUGGAGGACCUUGAAGCUCAACGACGGGCCGAGUCCGAAACCAGGACCCGGCUGAAACAGCUCAGCCGAAAACAUGCUAGCCAGAGUGUGGAGAAAGAGGAGCAGGACAAGGAAUGGAAGUCACAGCUGGAGAGGGAGAAGGCUGAGACAGAAAGGUUGAGGCAGGCCCUAUCCACUAUGGAGGCAGAGAUGAAGAGAGGGAGGGAGGAAAGAGAAAAUUAUGACAGAAAGGAGACAGAGGAAGAAACAAAGAAAACAAAAGAAGACAGAGAGAGUGAAAUGAUAGAACUUAAUAUCCAGCUGAAGAAGCAGCUGGCAGAGGUGAAGGCCCAGCUGGCUUUAGAACGAGAAGAAAGACAAAGAGAGGAAGAGGCAGGGAAUCAAAAAAUAAACACAGAAAGACACCUAAAGGCGGAGCUGAACAUGAAACUGGAAGAACUUGAGGCCAAACUUGAGGAACUAAAGAGCUGCAGAAUUGCAGACUCAUUGGAAGAGGAAAAACUCUCAGUAGCCAACAGCCCGCUGCCAUAUCUGACUCUUCGUGACGAUGACCUCAACUCCAACAUCACUGGCUGGGACAACAAGCUCCUCCCUUUGUCUGACCAGCACCACCUCUUCUGUCAGUCCACCAAUCAGCGCAACAUGCUUGUAUCUCAGACAACAGAGGAUAUUAUCCAAAAAGAGCAAACAGUGAUAGAUCAUGAACACUCACAUCUGUCAGAUAAAAGUCAAACAAGGCCAGUGGUCACAGACCUGGAAGACACCACCCUACAAAACUAUCUGGGAGGGUCCAGAGACCUCCAGAGGGGGGAUUCUGCCCCCACUGACUUGACCAAGGAGGUAGAGCAACUACGCAAGGAAAAUGUAAGGGAGACACAUCGUGCUAACCAGUGCGAGGUUAAACUGAAAGCCCUGCAGAACCAGGUGACAAGUCAGACUAAACAAUUAACCACGGCCUUUGAGAAGCAGAGCCAACACAUCUCCGGACUUCUAGCUGAGCUACAGGAGAAAGAGAGCGCCCUCCGCAGCCAGGGAGAAGAACUGCAGCGCUGCAACCAAGAACUGGAUGCACUCAAGGCUGAAAAACAGGGAGAAGUGAUAGCUGUCAAAGUGGAUAAUGAACCAAAAGAAGAGAGGCGAGAGAGAGAAAGCCAAGAUGAUUCAGUGGAUUCCUUAGAGUUUCAACUAAAUCAGGACAAGAAGUGUGCUGUCACUGUGACUCACAUAGUAGACUCUAAUGCACAAAAAGAUGCAUGUAAACCAGAGAUUUUGACAUCAAAGGCUGAAAAACAAAAACUUGUUUGCAGUGAAGUAGAUAAUGCAAGUAAUUCAUUGGCUCAGCGUCAAGGCUUUGUGAACUCUGAAAAGACUCAAAGUGACGAUGACUCUGCUUCUGUUAAGAAAGAGACUGAGUGUGGUCAAGGUGGAGGUGUAGUUGCAGAACUACUUGCUCUCCAACAGGAGAAUCAGCUGCUGAAACAAAGAAUUGAGGCCUUGAUGGUUUUAGACACAAACAACUUACAAGCACUACACACAGGCAGUGAAAACCAAGAAGACUCGGUGGAGCACGGCCAAAACACAGGACAUGUGACUCUGUCCUGCUCAAAGGAGCAGAAAACACCUAAUUUGCCAAGUGACAUCACCACUGAAGCACAACCACUGCUGCUGAACAUGAGGAGGAAUGAAGAUAAAGGACGAGGAUUAGAAAGGGAAGAUGAAAGAACAGCUGGGGCUGACAAACACGCUGAUCCAACCUCUCAGCUUCAGAUCAACCAUCUACAGCAACAGGUUGUGGAGCUGCAGAAGAAACUUCGGGCUCUCUCAGUGGAGACCCAGCGGCAGACUGAGGAACUGGCUGUUUGGAGAUUGUCCUCUCAACCCGCCCCAACAUUUGAAGACAUCCUUCCCAACCCAGAAAACCCGUCUCAGACCCAGGACCAGAUUUCAAGCCAGCAGCACACUAAUGACAUGACCCCCAGCCUUCAUCAGGAGCCAGCACCUCUGGGUGUCCCCCAGAGCCCUGCUCAAGUGACAGUCAUCAGAGAAGAUGAGUUACUCCUGUCCUGCUCCUCUAAAAAACUUCAGGGCCGCAUGCUGUUCUCCAGACUGCAGCACAGCAACCACUCUGAACCAAAGAGUCUCCAUUCUUCAAAAAAGACUUCAGCACACAACACUGCUGAGGUCGACAUGGAAUCUGAAAAAGAAAACCAGGAGAUCAGCUUCUCACAACGAUUGGAUAGCUGUCCAGCACAACUCAAAGAGCAGAGAGACACUCAGCUUCUCCAAACAUUAUCUGAGAAAACGGGUCAACAGCACGUGACCAAAGUUUCAAAGAGCCAAAUCAGACCAAAAACAGAAACUCCUGAGGCCAAACGAAAUGCUUCCACAGCAGUCAAUGAAGUAAACACAACCAAUGAUUCCUCAGAGAGAGAUUUCAGGAUAGAAACAAAAAGCGUGAGCAGCCAAACAGAGGAAAGUUUGUAUCCUCGUAGUCCUCCAACUGCAUCUGAACUCCACUGUGCAUACACACAGACUGAGGGGGAAGAUGAAGAGUUGGUGGAAUCACCCCCUGUCUCUCCUGUCCCACUUUCUGAGACGUCAGAGGCAAGAGACAAAAUAUUGUUUUCUAGUACCUUCCCCAUCCCGGCUGACCCGGCGCGUCUUGCAGAAAGAAUCCGCCGAAACAGGACACAACUGUCGGCCGCUUUCGACGACACAGAAUAUGAACCGUACGGCCUGCCAGAAGUUGUCAUGAAAGGUUUUGCAGACAUCCCAACUGGUCCCUCCUGUCCCUACAUAGUGAGGAGGGGUUUGUUGGGGACAGCCGUUGUACCCGUCCCACAGAAAGAACCGGGACCAGAGGAGACAGAUUAAAACCACAGCUACAGAUGUGGUGGAAAGAAGCGAUCACUGCGGCCUGAUCGGGAACCUCAGUGGUGGACGACAGCAGCUUCACAGGGACACUCCACUCACCAGCAACCUGAAGCACCUCAUAUCUUCAAACCAACACAGGAGCAGCCUCUAUAAGUGCUGCAGUCACACAGGGACUUCUGUGAGAGUGUGUGUGUGUGUGUGUGUGUGCAGGUAACUGUGUCCACACUGGCUGAAUACACUCCUCCACUUCAGAUCUAAAAUGUUUUUUUAUAGUUUUAGUUUUUUUUUAAUUUAUUUAAUCAUCACUUGUUUACCCUCUAAUUGAUGUGCGGACACUUUACUGCCCGUCAGAAUGCAGUGACUUUACACCCACCUGUUUAUUUGGGGACGGAGGUGGUAAUUUAGUGAUGUUUGUUGAUGUUUCAUGAAGUUAACAACUACUCUUCUAAAGGGACUGUUAAGGUUUUAAGUAACUCUGAAAUAACUUGUGGGUCAAGCCUCAGCCAACUCUAAAUUAAACAGUGCCUAGUGGAAGUUUUUCUAAACAAGUUCUUGUCAAGAUAAGUCUGACUUGUUUUUCCAAAAAGGUGAAGCCAAGAGAGGCCUGUCAUGAAAAUGUGAUAUUUAUCUGUUUAAUUCUUGCAGUGGCUUAUUUAUGGACACUUGAAUGUGUUUUAGGUUGAACGCAGGUGUUUACAAAGAACGUGUGAGCGUGUGGGGACAUUCACUGUGCAUUUGAACAUGUGUGUCUUCAUCCUGAUGUUACUCUCUCUGUGUGUGUGUGUGUGUGUGUGUGUGUGUGUGUGUGUGUGUGUGUGUGUGUGUGUGUGUGUGUGUGUGUGUGUGUGUGUGUGUGUGUGUGUGUGUGUGUGUGUGUGUGUGUGUGUGUGUGUGUGUGUGUGUGUGUGUGUGUGUGUGUGUGUGUGUGUGUGUGGUGUAGAGAGAGAAAGGGAGAGGGGGCGAGCUCAUGUCUAUGACUCAAUCUAACCUGCGUUGGUUUCCGCUCCAUGUAUGGUGAUACACACUGAGCUCCCUCUCUCCUCCCUCUGCUGCUUUUGCUUUUCUGCCUUACACUAACGAGCACUCAGUAGUUAAUUUACCAAAAAAAAUAAAACGUGUGAAGUUUUUUUUUUUUUUGUUUUUUUUGGCAGGGGACACCAAGAAAUGGAACCGCUAUCUUAUAUCAUAAUUUAUUUGAUUUGAUGUAUCUAUUUUUGAUAGAUUUUGUUUGUCUUGCACAUUUGUCACUGUGCCACAGACAGCAGUAGCCCAGGCGUAUAUAUGUACACUGUAGAUUUUGUAGAUGAAUUUGGAGUUGAUGUACAGUUUGUAUUUUUCCCUUUAAACAGAGGAUUUCACCACUGUGCGUGCUAACAAGGGUUGACCAGUUUGUUAACACCUUGUUAUGCUGAAGAUCGGUGACUUUUGAGUUUUUGAGAUAAAAGCUCAGGACUAAUUUCUGUUGAGUGUGGAGUGAUUCGGUUUUAUUUAUGUUUACAUUUUAUUUAAAGGUAGAGUUGUUCUCUCCUGACCGUGGCUUGUUGACUCAGUAAGGACAGUGUGAACUGUUACUGCACUGAUUGAACACCUACGCCCUUCAUUUGCCAUGUUCACACCCUCACACACACCCACACCCUUUCGGCUGCCUUCAUAUCUCUGGGAUCUGUAGUCUUUUGGCAGUGAGGUGCGAUUGUCGGACUCUGAACAGAGAAGCUCACUGUGUAUCUUUUUGCCUUCUUUUGGACACUUUCAUGUGAAUGUUUGUGUUGUGUUUGCUGCUAGAAUAAAAGGCUUG
This is a messenger RNA of Scomber japonicus (chub mackerel), 6961 nucleotides long. Its product is annotated as centromere protein F. The transcript has 20 exons. Gene Ontology annotation, cellular component: nucleus; spindle pole; chromosome, centromeric region. Bases 307 to 5166 code for a protein of 1619 amino acids. Lineage: Eukaryota; Metazoa; Chordata; Actinopteri; Scombriformes; Scombridae. Gene Ontology annotation, biological process: regulation of G2/M transition of mitotic cell cycle; metaphase chromosome alignment; mitotic cell cycle. The record is from RefSeq and is a predicted model, not a curated record. Gene Ontology annotation, molecular function: microtubule binding; dynein complex binding.